AUCAGACCGGGAUAAAUAAGCUGUUUAAAUUACAACAAGCUUAAAGGAUAACAAGAUCAAAAUGGCUGCUACAACGAAAGCAGUAUCCGCUAUUCGCAACUACCUCAAAAAUUGUUCUGGUUUUGAGUCAAUACUUAAAAAUAUUAAAAUCAUAUCUGCUGGCAAUGGGACAUGUUUAGCUGAGUACAAAGUGGAACAAAAUGCAACCAACGUUCUUGGUUCAUUACAUGGUGGAUUUACGGCAACUUUGGUUGAUGCUACUUCAACUUAUGCACUGUAUUGUGAUCAGGACGAAAUUACACCUAGUGUAUCUCUUGAUAUGCACAUGACCUACAUGAAAGCUGCAAACCUUGGUGAUGAAAUUUUAAUUGAUGCUAAAACAAUGAGAGCUGGUAAAAACUUGGCAUAUCUUAGGGUGGAGGUUAAAAACAAACAAACUGGAGAUCUGCUGGCUCAAGCUUUGCACACAAGGUUUCUAUUAUCGGAAAAAUCAUAUUGAACAAGCAGUAAUUGUAAUUACUAAUCUAGAAUUCUGGAAGCGACUUUACUGAUAAUUAAAUGAUUUAAUGCAA
Molecule: messenger RNA, 572 nt
Organism: Dalotia coriaria
Lineage: Eukaryota; Metazoa; Arthropoda; Insecta; Coleoptera; Staphylinidae
Product: acyl-coenzyme A thioesterase 13-like
Exons: 3
Coding region: 62-499 (145 amino acids)
Molecular function (GO): fatty acyl-CoA hydrolase activity
Source: RefSeq, a predicted model, not a curated record